CAGAAGAGUCUGGCGAGCUUUCUGUGCCGUUCUCAGUAGCCAUCCUUGACAGCCCUCGCCACUGCUUGGCAAUUGAAAGCACACAGACUCCCCACUGCAGCUUCAGCCCCACAGCAUCGGCUCUUCAGAAUCGGCCAAUCAGCAUCGGCCCUUCGAAAUCAGCCAAUCAUCAUAGGCUCUUCAGAAUCGGCCAAUCAGCAUCAGACAUUUAGAAUCAGCCAAUCAUCAUCGGCUCUUCAGAAUCGGCCAAUCAGCAUCAGACCUUCAGAAUCGGCCAAUCAGCAUCGGCUCUUCAGAAUCAGCCAAUCAGCAUCGAACAUUUAGAAUCAGCCAAUCAUCAUCGAACAUUUAGAAUCAGCCAAUCAGCAUCGGCCCUUCAGACAUGGAGCAAGACCUGACCUGCGGCGUGUGUUCGGAGUUGUACUCGGAGGGUGCGCGUGAGCCCGUGUUGCUGCCCAACUGCGGCCACUGCUUCUGCCGCCCCUGCCUCCUCAGCCUCGAGAAGAACGGCUGCCUGGAGUGCCCCUUCUGCAGGAGACUUAACGAUAGCGUUCCGGUGCUGCAGCUUCCGGUGGUGUUCGCUCUCCUUGGCCUCAGCAGGCACUUCCGGCGUUCGAAGCACGGCCCCUGCGGCGUCCAUGGCUCCGCCCUGGAGUUCUGGUGCCGGAGGUGCCGGUCCGGCCUGUGCGGCCACUGCCUGUUCGAGGGCCACGACCUGCGUUAUGUCGUCCAGAUGGAGGUGAUCAUCGAGGAGAAGAAGUCCCUGGUGCAGAGGAAAGGCCUGCAGAAACUCGGCCGCAUUAAUGCCAAGAAGACAGAGGCGAUGGGGAGGGUGACGGAGGGCCUCUUCCGCCUGGCUGCCGUGUGCCGGGAGGCCGAGGCUCUCAGCGCCGCGGAGAGAGUCACCAAACAGGCGAUGGACGACGCCCAGAACGCCCUCGACGUGGACUCAGUCCUGCAAUGCCUUCAGUGCCUGGAGCAACGGCGCGAGGGCAGGGAUGACUCACCUUCUGCCGCUGGGAGUCUGUGCAAAGUCUCCGUCCUACAAGGAAAAGAGGAACAGGAGAAAUUGGAAAGAGUCGGGCAUGGCAACAUAACGGCUCGAAGAGGGAUUCGAAAGCUCUACAGGAACAGAUCAAUUUCUCUGGAUGACCGGCAAGGCCUAAAUAACUAAAUAACAUGCGAUAAGCACAGAGUGCUGAGCGGCGGCCAGCACCAGCGGACGGAGACGGAUAAAUGCAACAGAAGCCUGAACAGAACAAGCAGCACUCCGGCGAACGAAGAGGUGAUUCCACCAGACCCUGAUUCUGCUCCAGAAGAAGGAGGAGGGACCACGAGUUCAUCGCCGCUCGUGGCUGUAUCAGAAACUGCGGCAAACACGGCGACGCCGUCUCUGAGAUGCUUCGCCCUCAGUGAUGAUGGACGUCAGGCGAGACUGAGGUGGGAAGGUGGAAGGCUGCACAUGUACGCUCUUUCGUCACGCUGCGAGAAGCCUCAACUCACGCUGCAGCUGUCUGUCGUGGAGUGCAUCCUGCAGGAGUCGCCCGAAGUGUUCCUUGACCUAUGCGCUGAGGGGCGUCGCCUCGGCCGCAUCUACAUCCGGCUGUGGGGCCACCUCCGCCGGGCUCGCCACUUCCUGGCCCUGUGCCUGGGCUCGCUCGGCCCGUCCUUCAGGGGCUCCAAGUUCAGCAAGGUGGAGAGCAAAGACAAGGCUGGGGAAUGCCUCCGCGUCAGCCACUACCUGAGCGCGGAGGGCACGAUGAGCGCCAUGGGCCUGAUGGAGGGCCUCGAGUGGGGAGGGGACCACUGCCUGCCGAAGAGGGCCGGGCUGGUGGUGGCGGCCAGCGGGGGGAAGCUGGAGUACGAUGGUUGCUUCGACAUCUGCACGCGAGACCACCCGGCCAAGAAGUUCUCGUGCCCCUUCGGAGAGGUGGCGGGCGGCGCGGAGGGCAUGGAGGUGGUGAGGGAGGCCGCCAGACACGAGCCCGUGACGGAGGUCUCCAUCAGUGAGGUCGGCGUCGUCCUCACGGACCAGCAGCGCUGCGAUCACGUGUGAUUCUCUGCCGUCAGUUUCAGACAUACGCCUCCAAGUAGCGAAGAUGGACAGGAACACACACUUCUCGCGCACGCCUUUUAAUGUUUAUACACAAGUUAGGACUGAAGAAAAGCAGACCUAUGAAAAUUGGA
Penaeus monodon (black tiger shrimp) is the source of this 2187-nucleotide messenger RNA. RefSeq lists its product as uncharacterized. NCBI's taxonomy places the organism in Eukaryota, Metazoa, Arthropoda, Malacostraca, Decapoda, Penaeidae. The record is from RefSeq and is a predicted model, not a curated record. The transcript is spliced from 4 exons.